Molecule: messenger RNA, 2329 nt
Organism: Zalophus californianus (California sea lion)
Lineage: Eukaryota; Metazoa; Chordata; Mammalia; Carnivora; Otariidae
Gene: PPP2R3B
Product: protein phosphatase 2 regulatory subunit B''beta
Exons: 13
Coding region: 266-1948 (560 amino acids)
Biological process (GO): protein dephosphorylation
Cellular component (GO): protein phosphatase type 2A complex
Molecular function (GO): protein phosphatase regulator activity; calcium ion binding
Source: RefSeq, a predicted model, not a curated record
ACCUGUUUACGCGCUUGUCCCUCUGGGCUGAGCCACAAGACAGGGUCACCGUGCGUGCGGGGAGCUGCGUCUGGGACUCCCACCCUCCCACCGGCAGCUCAGCCACAACAACUCCGGCCGGGAGUGGCUCCCGCCUGCACGGCCAGGGGCCUGUGGGGAGGAGCGGAGCCCGGCCGCCUCCCCCACCCUGCAGCCAUGUGCCCUCCUCAGCCUGUGGAAUGCGCGCGGCCCAGGGCCGGCCCCCAGAGCGCCCGGCCGGCCACGCAUGGAGCGCGCUGAGCCGGGCCACCCAGACUGUCCUGCCGGGCCCAGCUGCCGCCCCGAGCCUGCCGGCCCCGGCCCGGCCCAGCCCCGAGAGCGCGAGCGCGAGCACAGUGCCUGGCCUGGCCCCCGGCGGCCCAUGCGGGCGGACAUGCGGCUCCGGGAGCUGUCCCUACGCCAGGACCCGGAUCUCAGGCAGGAGCUCGCCUCCCUGGCCCGCGGCUGUGACUUCGUGCUGCCCUCCCGCUUUAAGAAGAGGCUCAAGGCCUUCCAGCAGGUCCAGGUUCAGACGAAGAAGGAGGAGCCCCUGCCGCCCGCCACCAGCCAAAGCAUUCCAACCUUCUACUUCCCUAGAGGCUGUCCAAAGGACACGGUGAACAUAGACGCUGUCAUCACCAAGAUCGAGCAGACUUUCACACAGUUCCCGCACGAGAGAGCCAGGAUGGAGGACAUGGGCCGAGUGGCCAAGGCCUGUGGCUGCCCGCUGUACUGGAAGGGGCCGCUGUUCUGCAGUGCCGGGGGAGAGCGCACGGGCUCCGUCUCUGUCCACAAGUUCGUCGCCAUGUGGAGAAAGACCCUCCAGAACUGUCACGAUGACGCUGCCAAGUUCGUCCACCUGCUCAUGAAUCCCGGCUGUAACUACCUGGCGCAAGAAGACUUCAUCCCCUUCUUACAGGACGUGGUGAACACGCACCCAGGCUUAGCCUUCCUGAAGGAGGCAUCAGAGUUCCACUCUCGCUACAUCACCACCGUCAUACAGAGGAUCUUCUACACCGUCAACAGGUCCUGGUCAGGGAGGAUCACGUGUGCAGAGCUCCGCAGGAGCACCUUCCUGCAGAAUGUGGCGCUCUUGGAAGAGGAAGCAGACAUCAAUCAGCUGACGGAGUACUUCUCAUACGAGCACUUCUAUGUCAUUUACUGCAAGUUCUGGGAGCUGGACACGGACCACGACCUUCUCAUCGAUUCCCAGGACCUGGCCCGGCACAACGACCACGCUAUAUCCACCAAGAUGAUCGAGAGGAUAUUCUCAGGGGCGGUGACAAGGGGCAGAAAAGUCCAGAAGGAAGGAAAAAUAAGCUACGCUGACUUUGUCUGGUUUUUGAUCUCUGAAGAAGACAAAAAAACUCCAACCAGCAUCGAGUACUGGUUCCGCUGCAUGGACCUGGAUGGGGACGGCGUGCUGUCCAUGUUUGAACUGGAGUACUUCUAUGAGGAGCAGUGCCGCAGGCUGGACAGCAUGGCCAUUGAGGCCCUGCCCUUCGAGGACUGCCUCUGCCAGAUGCUGGACCUGGUGAAGCCACAGAACGAAGGGAAAAUCACCCUCCAUGACCUGAAGAAGUGUAAACUCGCCAAUGUGUUCUUUGAUACCUUCUUCAACAUCGAGAAAUACCUCGACCAUGAGCAGAAGGAACAGGUCUCCCUGCUCAGGGAGAGUGAGAGCGAAGGCCCUGAGCUCUCCGACUGGGAGAAGUACGCUGCCGAGGAGUACGACAUCCUGGUGGCUGAGGAGGCUGUGGGAGAGCCCUGGGAGGAUGGGUACGAAGCCGAGCUCAGCCCUGUGGACCAGAAGCUGAGCUCCCUGAGGUCCCCACUAGCCCAGAGGCCCUUCUUUGAGGCGCCGUCCAGCCUGGGCACCGUCGAGCUGUACGAGUAUGCGUGUGAGGACGAGGACCUGCAGCCCUCGUGACCUGCGCCCAGGUCUGGAUGCAGAGCUGCUUUCGUGUAAAGAACAAAACCGUUUGAUCGUUGAGCUGUCUGUUCUAGAAAAUGAAGUGAUUUGUAUGGGAUGAUAAAUUUUUAUUUAUUCAACACGGAAGCUGGUGAGAUGGUCAUUGAGCGUGUGUCCCCGCCUGCCCGGGACCCCUGGCUGGGAGAGGAGAUACGCCGGCCCCACCGCCUAGCUCUUGACUGCAGGCGUCUGGAGACUUACCCUCACGGCCGAGCAGCCGCUUGCAGGGGACCCACGUUCUGCUCCAAAGCAUCGGCCUCGGGGGCGUGAGCCGCGCACGGACUUCCGGGGCUUGGAUGGCCCUGUGUUGUUCUCAUGUCGUCAGUCAGGAACAUUCCA